AUGGUCCACCUCGCUCAAGUCCACCGCAACGCUGAUCUCGACAGCACCAUCAAGCGUGUCGACUCCAUUCAAUUGGAGAACACUGACGAAGAUGGAUUCUACUCUAGCGUCUACGGAACACGGUUCGCAACAGAACAGCUGCCUCAGACUGAGAUGCCGGAGCGGGAGAUGCCCAGAGAGGUCGCCUAUCGCAUGAUUAAGGACGAGUUGAGCCUCGAUGGAAACCCAAUGCUCAACUUGGCGAGUUUUGUCACGACCUAUAUGGAAGAUGAAGCCGAAAAGCUCAUGACUGAAUCCUUCAGCAAGAACUUCAUCGAUUACGAGGAGUAUCCUCAGUCAGCGGAGAUCCAGAACCGCUGCGUCAACAUGAUUGCGCGUCUGUUUAACGCGCCAGUUCACAGCGAAGACGAGCACCCGAUGGGCACCUCGACCAUCGGAUCGUCCGAGGCAAUCAUGCUGGGUACCCUGGCUAUGAAGCGCCGUUGGCAAAACAAGCGCAAGGCUGAAGGCAAGGACUACUCCCGCCCUAACAUCGUCAUGAACAGCGCUGUACAGGUGUGUUGGGAAAAGGCCGCACGGUACUUUGACGUCGAGGAGCGAUAUGUGUACUGCACCGAGGACCGCUAUGUGAUUGAUCCCCAGCAGGCGGUUGACCUGGUUGACGAGAACACUAUCGGUAUCUGCGCUAUCCUCGGAACCACCUACACCGGUGAGUAUGAAGACGUCAAAGCAAUCAAUGACCUUCUGAUCGAACGCAACAUCGAUGUUCCCAUCCAUGUUGACGCCGCUAGCGGCGGUUUCGUCGCUCCUUUCAUCAACCCUAAGUUGGAAUGGGAUUUCCGCCUCCCAAAGGUCGUUUCGAUCAACGUGUCUGGCCACAAGUAUGGUCUGGUCUACCCUGGCGUGGGCUGGGUCGUCUGGCGGUCCCCGGAAUAUCUCCCCAAGGAUCUGAUUUUCAACAUCAACUACCUAGGAGCUGAACAGGCCAGUUUUACCCUGAACUUCUCCAAGGGUGCAUCUCAGGUCAUCGGCCAGUACUACCAGAUGAUCCGACUUGGCAAGCGUGGCUACCGCUCCAUCAUGACCAACAUUACUGUUACUGCGGACUUUUUGGCCCAAGAGCUGGAGAAGAUGGGCUUUAUCAUCAUGAGCCAGCGUCGCGGCCACGGUCUCCCAUUGGUCGCUUUCAGACUGCCCGCUGAGCGGGAGGGUCAGUUCGACGAGUUUGCCUUGGCACACCAGCUGCGUGAGCGUGGCUGGAUUGUCCCUGCAUACACGAUGGCGCCCAACAGCAACAACCUGAAGCUGAUGCGUGUGGUUGUCCGCGAGGAUUUCACAAAGAGCCGGUGCGACGCGCUGCUUAGUGAUAUCAAGUUGGGCCUGAAGACGUUGGGUGACAUGGACAAGGCCAUGUUGGAUAAGUACACCCAGCACGUCCGCACCCACGCCACCCACUCGCACAAGUCCAAGCACAACCACCCUCACUACAAGGGAGAGACGCACUCCCUGCAGGGUAAGCAUGGCAAGACUCAUGGUGUUUGCUAG
This is a messenger RNA of Aspergillus oryzae RIB40, 1545 nucleotides long. Its product is annotated as glutamate decarboxylase. The transcript is spliced from 4 exons. Gene Ontology annotation, biological process: L-glutamate catabolic process. Gene Ontology annotation, cellular component: cytosol. Lineage: Eukaryota; Fungi; Ascomycota; Eurotiomycetes; Eurotiales; Aspergillaceae. The coding region runs from base 1 to 1545 and encodes 514 amino acids. Gene Ontology annotation, molecular function: pyridoxal phosphate binding; glutamate decarboxylase activity. The record is from RefSeq and is a predicted model, not a curated record.